AUGGAUAGAACAGAACAAGAAAAUUGGUGCGAUAUAUUCAAAAAAGCUAAGGCAAAGAGAAUGCAUGUUCCAAUGUGCAGUUGCAACAAUCAACUUUUAGAUGAGGAUCGAAAUCAAUUGCUUAUUAUGCUUAAUGAAGAAUUACUUAGUGAACUGUUUCAUAUCAUACAAAUCAAUCCAAUAACUAACUUAGCUGAGCUAGGAAGGAUUUAUAGACAAGAGAUAAGAAGAAUAUUAGACAUUCCAGAGUCAUCAUAUUCUUUUCGUAAUUAUUCUACACGUAAAAGAUAUGAUGUUCUGAGGGACAAUCAAGAGAACAUUCCUAAGGCAAAGUCAAAUCUACGACCACGAUUAAAAUCAUCAAAGCCUUGCAAAAAUGAAAACAGUAAAAAAAGAUAUACAGAGAGUUAUCUAGUCUUUGGCUCUCUAUUUGGUAUUAGUCCACCCUUGUCAAGUGACGAUUUUUUGACAGUUUUUCUUGAACAAAAUUCUGAUGUUUUGGAGGAGCGAGAAAAAAUGCUCGUUCAUUAUAUUCAACUAAAUGAUGUAGUAAAGACAAGAGGAAAUCCAAUAAAUGGCCCCAGAAAAGAAGAUAUCGGAAUGUAUAAUAGAAAGAUAUUUGAAACUUACUCAAGGAAAGGUAAUGGCAUAGCUCAGGAUCAAUUGGUUGUGAAUGUAAAAUUUUUUCCUAAGUAUAAUAAUUAUAUUGGCCAUGAUUUAAUACUCACUUCAGAUUUUGUCCAACUUUAUAAAUUUAAUGGUUCAAGUAAACAAAGACUUGAGCAAAGUCUGUUUAUAGUUCAUCAAAGGGAUUCAAAGAAAAAAUGUACCAUUUUCCAUUCUGAUAAAAUCAUUUUUAAUAAACUCGAAAAAGAACAAUUCAAAUACGCCUUAAGUAAAUGUAAAAGAAGUAUCAACAUCCUUCAUUUUGAAACAUUUACAUUGUAUAGUGCCGAAUUUUUAUGUGAAAAUGCAGCGAUCCGUGUGUUUAAUUCAUUUUUUAGCAAAAAUGAAUAA
Molecule: messenger RNA, 1017 nt
Organism: Vittaforma corneae ATCC 50505
Lineage: Eukaryota; Fungi; Microsporidia; Nosematidae
Exons: 1
Coding region: 1-1017 (338 amino acids)
Source: RefSeq, a predicted model, not a curated record